AAAUUUGGCGCUCGUGACCGGAUGUGACGUUUCAUUCAAAGGAUUGUGGGAAAUCAAGCUGUCGGUCGCCCUUGUGCCCUCGUCCUAGUUCACCAUACAAGUUUGCCAAAAUGUACAGACGACUAACGGGAUUUGGCCAGCUGUACAAGCGGACCAUCACCAGCAGUGCCCGCAGACAGAUUGACAACAUGGUCAAAGAAAAACAGAGGCUGUUUCAGGAGGACAAUGGUAUUCCUGUUCAUCUGAAGGGUGGUUCCAAGGAUGCUCUUCUGUACAGAGCCACAAUGGCUCUCACAGUUUUUGGCAGUGGCUACGUCGUAUAUGAGUUGUUGAAUGCAGCAAUGCCCAAGAAGGCAUAGUUGACCUAUUCAACUGUAUUUUUCAUUGUGCAUCAGUGCAACACAAAAUCUCUGUUGUGCAGAUUUGUAAACUGGGAGAUUAUUUGUCCUAUCAAAAAUUCAAUAUAUUUUUGGGAUCAGUAUUUAUUGAUUGUACAAUUAAUUAAGUGCAAAUGAUAAAUGUAAACAUACCUCAGAUGAUGGUGCUUGCCUUUGAAGUAGAUUUCUGAUAAACAGAUUAUUGAAUUGAGUGUGUUGGAAGAGGGAAGAGACAGUUGCAACAAUAUGAUUUGAAGUUACAAUAAAUCUGUGACUUACUGA
Lampris incognitus (smalleye Pacific opah) is the source of this 659-nucleotide messenger RNA. Its product is annotated as cytochrome c oxidase subunit 7A2, mitochondrial-like. NCBI's taxonomy places the organism in Eukaryota, Metazoa, Chordata, Actinopteri, Lampriformes, Lampridae. The record is from RefSeq and is a predicted model, not a curated record. The transcript is spliced from 4 exons. Gene Ontology annotation, biological process: regulation of oxidative phosphorylation; mitochondrial electron transport, cytochrome c to oxygen; mitochondrial respirasome assembly. The coding region runs from base 111 to 359 and encodes 82 amino acids.